Molecule: messenger RNA, 786 nt
Organism: Aspergillus fischeri NRRL 181
Lineage: Eukaryota; Fungi; Ascomycota; Eurotiomycetes; Eurotiales; Aspergillaceae
Product: ankyrin repeat domain-containing protein
Exons: 1
Coding region: 1-786 (261 amino acids)
Molecular function (GO): protein binding
Source: RefSeq, a predicted model, not a curated record
AUGAAAUUACCCCUGAGCUUACUCCAACAUAUUGUGGAGGAGCUCGAACAAGCCAGUCAUAUUGCAUCAUUGGCAAGGGCGAAUAAACAGCUAUACAACGUUCUCUACCCAUACCUCUGCCAAUUUAAUGUCAAUCAACGAGGAAUCUCAGCAGUGAAUUGGGCGGCUCGCAAAGGAAAUUCCCAUGUUAUCAAGUCUUUUCUCCUCAGAUAUGAGGCGAACGUGAAUGUAAGAGAUGAAGAUGGCCGCACACCCAUAUUCAAUGCCAUUGAUUCCCAAGAUGAGGUGACCGUCAAGACCCUCCUGGAGCAGAAAUCAAUUUACCUUGCCUGUCGAAACUGUCACAGAGAUACUCUGCUGAGCUAUGCUGCAUCAAAGGAUUCCCUUUUUGCUGUCCGAAUGCUCUUGGAUAAGGGUGUGAAUGUGAACGUUGGAAACUGCUGUAUGUACACACCGCUGAACUGGGCAGUCCAACACAAAAAUAUGGAUAUGGUGGAUACUCUGCUGGAAAGUUUGCGCAUUGCACCUGCGAUGCCGGACUUCGAUUAUGAGAGAAUACACUACAGCAACAGUCUCUCCCUCCAUCUUGCUGCCGCUACAGGAGACAUUGAAAUUAUCCAGCGGCUGCUCAAUUACGAAUACGAGGUGAAUACCAGAGAUAACAGAGGGAGGACUCCGUUGCAUCGAGCAGUAGAGAAAGGUCACCUGGCAGUGGUGAACCUGUUUCUCGCGCAGCCGAAUAUUGAUAUCAAUAGGGCAGAUAGCCGUGGGAGAACGCCGAUGUAG